AUGGCGGCUCAACCAAAGAAUGAGAACUUCUAUGAGCUAUAUCGUGUUUCGAGCAUCGGCACGACCCUCGCAGAUACCAUUGACGACAUGAUCACUCUGAACAAGCUCGAACCUCAGAUUGCCAUGCGACUUCUUGCGACUUUUGAUCGAGUCAUCGCCGACGUGCUGUCCUCCCAGGUCAAGUCGCGAAUGAGUUUCAAGGGCAAUCUCGACACCUACCGAUUCUGCGACGAAGUCUGGACCUUCGUUCUCAAAGAUGUCAAGUUCAAGAUGGACAAUCAAUCCCCGCUUGAGGCUAGCCGGAUCAAGAUUGUUUCCAUGAACAGUAAGCCUGGUGGAACAUGA
Messenger RNA from Eremomyces bilateralis CBS 781.70, 345 nucleotides. Its product is annotated as transcription initiation factor IIA, gamma subunit. The transcript has 3 exons. The record is from RefSeq and is a predicted model, not a curated record. Gene Ontology annotation, cellular component: transcription factor TFIIA complex. Gene Ontology annotation, biological process: transcription initiation at RNA polymerase II promoter; RNA polymerase II preinitiation complex assembly. The coding region runs from base 1 to 345 and encodes 114 amino acids. Gene Ontology annotation, molecular function: TBP-class protein binding; RNA polymerase II general transcription initiation factor activity. Lineage: Eukaryota; Fungi; Ascomycota; Dothideomycetes; Eremomycetales; Eremomycetaceae.